Messenger RNA from Schistosoma mattheei, 2076 nucleotides. The record is from the annotation of a GenBank genome assembly. NCBI's taxonomy places the organism in Eukaryota, Metazoa, Platyhelminthes, Trematoda, Strigeidida, Schistosomatidae.
AUGUUUCGCAGCUGUGUAAUUGUAAUUUUAAUAAUAUUCAUCUUGGUUACUAAUUCUAUUGUACAUAGUACGCUUCCCGGUAAACAAAAUCAUACAAUUGUUUUAUUAGAUUUGAAAUCAGACAACCAUAAUCUACCUAUUCAUCAGUUUCUUUCGAAUAUUAUUCAAUCAAUAAUCAAUAAACAAGAUUCAUCGGAACGAUAUCAUUAUAUUAAAACCGGUUCUAUGAUUACCAUAGAUUGUAUUGUAUUUAAUAUAAAGCAUAAGUUCCAAAAUGAACUACUCCAUCUUAUUCAAAAGCCUAUACAACAACAAACUGUAAAUAUACAUUUAAAUCAAUUAUAUUACUCUAAUUGUGCAUCAAUCAAUAAGAAAACUAAUUUAUAUGAUAUUAAUUGUAAUUAUUUAUCAUUUUAUCAAGAAAGUAUAAACAAUCAUAAUAAUAAUAAUGAAAUAAAUGGAUAUAAUGAGUUUCCAUAUAGUCAAAUAGAUAUUUUUCGAUAUACAAUUCAUCAAGUAAAUAAUAGUUUCAAUGGACGUUGGAUGUGUUAUUCGGAUAAUAUAUCGAGUAAAAUUCAUAAUCUUAUUAUUUCAGAUACGCAGGAUUCUGAAGUUCAGUCCUAUGUUCCUCUUCCUAUCCCUUCUAGUACAUCAGUUAGUGUUAAAUGUGAUUAUACACUUUCCUCAAAUGUGACAAAUAUCACUGAGUUACACAAGUAUAAUUCAAAUGCACACGAUCAAGAAUUCAUUAAUGUUACAAGAAUCACUUGGGAGUUAGUAAUAAAUUCAUUUGAUCAGCCGAAGCCGAAGAGAUUCACUGAUCCUGAUGUAAGCAAAACAAAAAUUGAUUGUCAAAUAGCAGGUCAACAACAACGUCGUGACAAAAGACAGGUUGAUUAUGAUGUUUAUUAUCCAUCUAAAUCUGUACGUUUGGAGACAAACUUAUCUCCAGAUUAUUUUGUUCAAGUUGGUACUAUACUUGAAAUUAAAUGUACUGCUGAACCUGGUAAUCCUCCUCCAAAAUUAUCACUUUUACGUCAACGAUUUGAUGAAUCUAAAGCAACAGUUAUCCAAACUAAAACAAGACAUCUCAGUCAGUCAAAUUCUUUUAUAAAUAUACAUAAAGAUAUAGCUCAAGAGUUUAUGGUCACAUUAAGUGAAGAAGAUAAUGGUGCUUCUUUUUUCUGUGAAGUUAUUAGUACUGGAAUCAAAUCAAGCAAAGUUCGUUCUGAUAGUGUACGAUAUAAUAUAUCAUUUCCUCCACGGGCAGUAUACGUCCAGUCAUAUCCCGAAGGUUUGAUUGCUGAGUCAAGUCAAAAAAUGUUUAGCUGUCAAACAGAUAGUAUGGGAAGCAAUCCUCCAGCAAUAUUAAAAUGGCAACAGCUUGAUUCUGCUGGUGCUAUUAUUUCACUGGAAAGUUUGAAAAAGUCCGUCAAUAUCGACUUCAUCAAGCAAAGUAAUGGUGCUGUUGUUACUCGUUCUAAUCUAACAGUUCUCGCAACUAGAGUAUUGAAUGGAAGGCGAUUUGAGUGUUCAGUUGUAUUCAAUGACUCAAAAACACUUCUUCGAUCAGAAGGGUUCUUGGAGGUUAUGUUUUCUCCAAAUAACAUACGAUUAACAGCUCAACCGAUAAAUGGUGUUCCAGAAGCUGGUCGAUUAGAAUUGACAUGUGCUACUAGUUCAUGUCAUCCACCUGCUGUGAUACGUUGGCUUGAAAUUUCACCAGAUAAAAUAAAAGAAAAGAAUAAAAAUAUAGAAGAACAUUUACAAUAUACGAAUUUAUUUUCAAAUGAAUUAACUGAUCUUGCCCAAUUAGAAACUAAUCAAGGAGAUUUUGGUGGAACUAAAGUUUUAAGCACUUUAAUCAUAACCAAAACUUAUCGAUCUCAUCAAAAUACAAUUUAUCAAUGUCUAGUUAAUCAUACUGGAAUGAAUAAACCUGUUCUGAGUGAGCACAGAUUACAAAUCUUAUAUCCCCAACAAUUCAUAUCAUCAGUCUUCCAAAUCAGCCAAUUGCAAGACAAUCUGUUACGUUAUUCUGUCAAGCUAUUGGAGGAAAUCCUUCAAAUGACUUGA